UUUGCAACAAUUAUGUUAAGUGAAGCUAAAAGAAUUAAGAUUUAAGACACAAAGAAAAAGAAAGAAUUGAACAAGAAUUGCAACAACGAUGACAGAAUCAAACGCAAUUGCGAAUGGAUUGGCUGGUGCAGGUGGUGGAAUCAUUGCUCAAAUCAUCACUUAUCCUCUUCAAACGGUAAACACGCGCCAGCAAACUGAGAGAACACUAAAGAAGAACAAGCAAAGUUUGCCCUCCAACACAACCACUGCUCCUAGCACUCUUCUUCAGAUCUUUCAGGUCAUUAAAACUGAGGGUUGGGGUGGACUCUACAGUGGCCUCAAGCCUUCUCUUCUUGGAACUGCUGCUUCUCAGGGCAUUUACUACUAUUUCUAUCAAGUUUUCAAGAACAAGGCAGUGGCGAUUACAGCUGCUCGGAAGGUGAAAGGGCAUGGAGAUGGUACUGUUGGGAUGUUUGGUUGGCUUGUUGUGGCUGCAAUUGCUGGGUCCUUGAAUGUGUUGUUUACGAAUCCAAUAUGGGUUUUAGUGACUCGGAUGCAGACUCAUACUCAAGCAGAAAGGAAAAUUAUGGAUGAAAAGAAAGAAGCUUUAAGGAAGGCUGCUUCUGAGAGCGCCAUAGCAGACUCCACAUUGCAAGAUAAAUUGGAUGAACUGAAUUCUAUGAAACCUCGACCAUAUGGAACUAUACAUGCAGCUAGAGAAGUGUACAACGAAGCGGGUACAGUAGGAUUUUGGAAGGGUGUCUUCCCUGCCCUUAUUAUGGUAUGCAAUCCAUCAAUUCAGUUUAUGAUUUAUGAAAGCUCAUUAAAGCAUCUAAGGGCAAAACGUGCAGCUAAGAAGCAAGGGAAUACAAGUAUAUCUGCUUUGGAGGUCUUUUUGGUGGGAGCAAUAGCUAAGCUUGGAGCCACUGUGACAACAUAUCCAUUACUAGUUGUGAAGUCAAGGCUUCAAGCAAAACAGGAGAUUGGUGGCAAUAACUCCUUAAGAUACUCAGGUACUUUUGAUGCUGUACUUAAAAUGAUCCGUUAUGAAGGAAUAACUGGCUUCUAUAAGGGGAUGAGCACAAAGAUAGUGCAGAGUGUUUUUGCAGCCUCUGUUCUGUUUAUGAUCAAAGAGGAGCUUGUUAAGGCUUUUAUAGUUCUAACCAAUAAGAGCAAAAAGGUUGCAUCAAAUUUGAGUAGUUGACUUCUUUACCAUAUGAAAAGGAUAAUAAGUGUCACUUGGUUUACUUCUCCCUAUUGGUUAUUCACCGAUUGUGGUGAGAGAGAGGUGAAGUCCUCACCAAAAUAAUUGGAUGAAGUUAACUCCACUAGUGUAGAUGAGGCAUCAUGAAGUGCCGCAGAACCCUUUGGAAUAUCUCAUAGUUCAUUUCAAGAACCAAGGAACUGAGAAAAUUCAACAAACAUGAGAGUGACUUCUUCCAACAGUAGUGUUAUGCAAUCAUUCUUUUCCAAAGAAAUAAAAACCAAAGUGCUUUGUGUAUAAUUCUUGAAAAAUUAACAGACAAUCAUUAUGCUGAGCCAUUGAAUUGCUUUGUAUGUUGGUAUGGUAAGAAAAGUUCAUAUGUCUAGAGAAAAGAUUUACGAUAC
Messenger RNA from Vigna unguiculata (cowpea), 1587 nucleotides. RefSeq names its product peroxisomal nicotinamide adenine dinucleotide carrier-like. The record is from RefSeq and is a predicted model, not a curated record. Gene Ontology annotation, biological process: nucleotide transport; transmembrane transport. NCBI's taxonomy places the organism in Eukaryota, Viridiplantae, Streptophyta, Magnoliopsida, Fabales, Fabaceae.